AUGAUUAUAUGAUUCUCCUUUGUUUCCUCUGAGCAGAGGAUGCCAACAGACAACAGCCAUCAGCCAGACAGUGCCCAAGAGCAAGACCUUGUCGCUACUCCAAGCAGUAAUUGCCUGCAUAAUGCUGAGGAACUGGGAGUUGAACAAGAAAAUGUCAUUUGUAACAAUGACUUGGAUGACAGUAUUAGAGUUCCCAACUCGGCCAGGCAGGCUUCCACUUCUGAGGCUGUUCCUUUGGAGGUGUCCAGAAGAGGACAGCCCCUUUUACAGAUCAACAGGCAGCAGAUUCAAUCCAUCUCAUAUAGUGAACAGGCUGCUGAGCUCAAAGGUUUAGGGGUUGAUGUCUAUGACCAGCAUGUAUUGGAGCAAGGAGUUCUUCAGCAAGUAGACAAUGCAAUUAAUGAAGCUAAUAAAGCAACAAAAAUAGCUGAUGCAGAGAGAGAAUAUCAGUCACUGCUGGAUGACUUAAGAUCAUGUGAAACAUCUCUGAAACAAAUAAAUAAAAUUAUUGAGCAACUUUCACCUCAAGCUGCCAACAAAGAUGUGAACCGAAAACUACAUUCUGUAAAACGGCAACAAUAUAACAAGCAGCAACAGCUAAAGAAAAUCAAAGCGAAACAAAAACAUCUCCAAGCAAUUCUUGGUGGAACAGACAUGCUUGAUAAAGUGCAUGAAAUUGAGUAUGAGGAAGGUGAAGAACCUGGUCCAUCCUGUCUUGGCAGCAUGCUUAUGCCUGCUCAGGAGAAAGAGUGGGAAGAGCUUAUUCGUACUGGCCAGAUGACUCCUUUUGGAACUAAAAUACCUCAGAAGCCAGAGAGGAAGACACGACGAUUAAUGCUAAAUGAAGCAUCUGAUUUUGAGAAGUACUUAGCAGAACAAGCUAAGCUGUCAUCUGAGAGAAAGAAGUUACCUCUUCACAAAGGAGCAAAGAAGAAAGCACAAGCCAAAAAUAUUCAGUGUGUGGCUCCCGCAUCAACUAGAAAAGAAGAAAGGGAUAAAACCCUGUCAAAAACAGAUAAGCGCUUAAAAAAACACAUACGAAGACUUCAGAAGCAUGCCCUUCAGAUUCAGUCAAAGGCAAGGAUUCCAAAACAUAAGAAAUAUCUUGAGGCCAAGAAGUUCAGGCAUGAAGAAGAGGAUGACAGUGGAGAGUCUGAGUAUGUACCUGAUGGGGAGUGCUUUGAUCCGGAAGCAGCAGAAGAGGAGGAGGAGCAGGUGUCUUCUGCUGAGAAUGAAUCUGAUUAUGAACUCAGGCAUUUGUCAAGAAAAAGAAAACAUUUGGUGAAGAGGGAUAUUAAAGAAGCUGAAGAUGAUGCUGAAUUCAUUCCAAGCUCUGACAAAGAGGAACAUACGCUGGGGAAGCGCAAAGUAAAGAGAUGGAGAGAUGAUGGAGAUGAAGACUAUUAUAAACGGAGGCUAAGGAGGUGGCAAAAAGAACGAUUGAAGGACAAAGAACAUCAAACAGCUGAGGAACUUUCUGAAGACAGUGACACGGAAUUUGAAGAAGGCUUCAAAGUACCAGGGUUUCUCUACAAAAAGCUUUUUAAGUACCAGCAGACAGGUGUUAGGUGGCUCUGGGAAUUGCACUGCCAGCAGGCAGGAGGAAUUCUGGGAGAUGAGAUGGGAUUGGGCAAGACCAUCCAGAUAAUAGCCUUCUUGGCAGGUCUGAGCUACAGCAAGAUCAGGACUCGUGGUUCAAAUUACAGGUACCAGGGAUUGGGUCCCACAGUGAUUGUUUGUCCAGCUACUGUGAUGCAUCAGUGGGUAAAAGAGUUCCACACUUGGUGGCCUCCAUUUAGAGUCGCUGUUCUCCAUGAAACUGGUUCUUAUAGUCAGAAAAAGGUGAAACUAAUUCAUGAAAUUGCUUCAUGCCAUGGAAUUUUAAUUACCUCUUAUUCAUACAUUCGGCUGAUGCAGGAUAAUAUCCAGAGAUAUGACUGGCAUUAUGUGAUUCUGGAUGAGGGUCACAAAAUCAGAAAUCCAAAUGCUGCAGUCACACUUGCAUGCAAGCAGUUCCGCACACCCCAUCGAAUCAUCUUGUCUGGCUCCCCUAUGCAAAAUAACCUCAAGGAGCUCUGGUCCCUCUUUGACUUUGUGUUCCCAGGUAAACUUGGAACAUUACCUGUGUUCAUGGAGCAAUUUUCUGUUCCAAUAACCAUGGGAGGAUACUCCAAUGCCUCUCCUGUACAGGUAAAAACUGCAUACAAAUGUGCUUGUGUGUUACGGGACACCAUAAAUCCCUACUUGCUGCGAAGAAUGAAGGCUGAUGUGAAAAUGAGCCUUUCACUUCCAGAUAAAAAUGAACAGGUUCUCUUUUGCCGAUUGACAGAAGAGCAGCGACAAGUCUAUCAAGAUUUUAUCAAUUCUAAAGAAGUUUACCAGAUUCUCAAUGGAGACAUGCAGAUUUUCUCAGGACUAGUAUCUUUGAGAAAGAUUUGCAACCACCCUGACCUCUUCUCUGGUGGUCCCAAAAUUUUGAAGGGUGUACCAGAUACCGAAGUGGAGGAAGCAGAUCAGUUUGGAUAUUGGAAACGUUCUGGAAAAAUGAUAGUGGUAGAAUCCUUGCUGAAAAUAUGGCACAAGCAGGGUCACAGAGUAUUGUUUUUUACUCAGUCAAGACAGAUGCUGCAGAUACUUGAAGUCUUUGUGAGAGGCAGAAACUAUUCUUACCUCAGGAUGGAUGGCACCACAACAAUAGCUUCCAGGCAGCCCCUUAUAACAAGAUAUAAUGAGGACAGAUCCAUAUUUAUUUUUCUGCUAACAACUCGUGUUGGGGGCAUUGGAGUUAACUUGACUGGUGCUGACCGGGUUAUUAUUUAUGAUCCUGACUGGAAUCCCAGUACAGACACACAGGCUCGGGAACGUGCUUGGAGAAUAGGCCAAAAGAAACAGGUGACUGUGUAUAGGCUUCUCACUGCUGGCACUAUUGAAGAGAAGAUAUACCACAGACAAAUCUUCAAACAGUUUUUAACAAACAGAGUGCUGAAAGACCCAAAGCAGAGGCGCUUUUUCAAAUCCAAUGACCUGUAUGAACUUUUUACUCUGAGCAGCCCAGAUGUGUCUCAGGGGACAGAAACAAGUGCAAUUUUUGCAGGUACAGGUUCAGAUGUUCAAGUCACAAAACACCAGUUGAAACAGAAACUUGAAAAGACAUCUGAAAACAGCACUUCUAAAGGUGACCUCCAUCUUACAGAAAGCAGCUCACCUACGUACAGCAAGUCAUUCCAUUCCUACUCAACCACCCUCAUGAUAAAUUCUCCAUCUAAAGCAAUAGAGACAAGUGAGGGAACCAAAGGAAAUUUGGAAAAUGCGCAAGCUGCUACUAAUACAAACUCACUGAAUAAAAGCAUGGAGGAAAGCUUAGAAAAAGCUGACAAAUCUGUGUCCCAGACACUGCCAGGUUAUGCAGGGUCUUCAGAGAAUGCCAAAUAUCUGAAUGCUAUAGUGGCUAGUGAAGUACAUGGAGCAGCUAAUGCAAAUGCUAAGGGAGAUUUUAGUUUUACGUGUGGUACAGAUGGCUCCUGGGAAAAGCUGGCUGAUAAAACUGAAAAUGGGCAAUUAGAUAACAAUCAUUAUAAAUGUACCUCAAAAACAAAGCACAGGGUGAAUGUGUUGUCACAUGAGAGCCACCAAGAUAAGUCUAAGAAGAAACAUCACAAAGGUGCCAGAUUUGAAGGAGAGCACAUUCCUUAUCUAGUGAAAAAAAAGCGACACAGAAAGGAGAACAGUGAAGAGAAGGAGGAAAACUCAAAGAAAAAUGAUGAUUAUGUCCUGGAGAAACUUUUCAAAAAAUCAGGGGUACACAGUGUUAUGAAGCAUGAUGCCAUUAUGGAAGCUUCCAGUGCAGACUAUGUGCUGGUGGAAGCAGAAGCAAACAGAGUGGCCCAGGAUGCCUUAAGAGCCCUAAAAGUCUCUCGACAGCGAUGUUUAGGAGCUGCUUCUGGUGUGCCAACCUGGACAGGCAUGAGUGGUCUUUCAGGUGCACCAUCAACAAUAAAGAGUCGGUUUGGUCAAAAAAGGAACCCCAUGUUGCUUUCUUCACGUUCCACUUGUGCAUCACCUGCAAAUAAGUGCAAGGAUUCAAAUACCAUAAAGAAAGAAAACACAAAGAAGUCUGGUUUCACUGAGCAUUUUGAUGGAAAAUCUGGAGAAUCCUCAUCUGGUGCACUAGAUUCUUCAACUUUAUUAGCUAAGAUGCGGGCAAGAAACCACCUUGUUUUACCACAGCGGACAGUGAAUGAGGGAGCUGGUCAGCAGCAGCAAGCACCCCCCCCAUGCCCAGGUACAACAGAAUACGAUGAACUGCUCGUGGAUUUGCGCAAUUUCGUAGCGUUCCAGGCCCGCGUGGACGGCGAGGCCAGCACCCAGGAGCUACUGCAGGAGUUUGAGUCCAAGCUGCCUGCAGCACAGUCCUGCAUCUUCAGAGAACUUCUCCGCAAUGUCUGCACCUUCCAUAGGAGUCCAAGUGGUGAAGGUAUCUGGAGGCUAAAGCCAGAAUUCCGCUGACCUUUGUCAAGGCAAGGCACCUGUCUGUCCUUGACCAUCACUCUGCUUUCAGAGACUUACAGCUUCUCUUUUAAAAUGAGGAAUUUUUUUCAUAUUCGCAAUUUAAAAAUUGACUUGAGCAGCCAGUGGUUCAGUGUAUGUUGCUGGCUCAGAGCUAACUUAAUUUCUGAUUUACACUUCAUAUGAAAGUGCCACCUACCUCACAGAUGAAACACUACAAAAUAUCAGCACCUUUUCUUUAAAAAAAUCUUUGUAUAAUUGGAAUGAAGAGUACAUACUGACUUUUUGUUGUAAUAGGAACCAUGGAGAUUGUUGCGGGUUGUAAGACUGAUUUCUGUGAAAUUCUAAGAACUUGAUCCUCAAUUUUCUGUAAAUUACUUGAAUGGUCGUGGGGCACACAGUGUAUAUACCAUUAAAAAAAAAAAAAAAAAAAAAAAAAAAAAAGUUGAUGGGGGUAAGAAAUUCACUUGGACUGAUAGGUCAAAAUCACUGUAUGAUAUUUUUAACAGUAGUGAGAAUUUUGUUUCAAUAUUGAUGCUUUCAUUUUUGCAAGCAUCUGGUAUAUGCUAUGCAGUGUAACUUACAUCACUAAUUAACUUCUAGUUGCAAGUCACACCUUUUCUGUAGAUAGGGAAAAUCUGUCUUCCUGACAGUCAUACAAGUUCUAAUACCAUUUCCUUCCAAGGAAGGAAAGAUUGCAUUAUUUGUAGUAAACUCAAGUACUACAUUAGGUCUGUCUUCAAGUGUGUGUGCUGCACAAGGAAAUAUCAAGGAGAAAAUAAUAGAUUUUGAGACAGAAAACACAAUCUUGCACAUUUUUAUAGCAACAUUAAACUCUGUGGCUUAAAUGAGGAACAGUUAAAUAAGCCUCAUCUGCCUCCUAUCCCUAAGCUCUGGAGGAAAUGGAAAGUUACAACUGUGAUACUGUGACAGUGUCCUGUUUACUUCAAAUGAAAGUACAAAUACUGAAGGAUGAAUGGUUAAACAAGAAUACAAACUUUCUUCUCCUUCUUCUCCUCUAAGAUACUUUAAGAUGGCUUUUCCUCUUGGUUUUGUUCAGUGCUAAAGGAUCUGUAGAUAUUUGCAAAAAGUAGUACCUCACUCUUUCGAUAUCUGGUCAGUUGGCUUUUCACAGACUGGAUUGAUAUGACUUUAAUUGGACCAGUAAUGAGUGAAAACAAACUGAAUACACUUUUUAUCUCCAAAACUAUGGACAAUUUUAAUCAGUUUUGCGUGUCAUGUCCCCAUGUGCCCAUAUGCCCUGGGAAGAAACCAAGAAUUUGGUUGUCAGCAAAGCUUCUGUUGUCGUUUUAGCAGUCAGUUCUGGUGUCCUGCUUUCUUUACUACUUCCAAUCUUAAAUACAUAGUUCCUGUACUAGAGAAAUUUGCAGCUUCUCACUGACCUGUUAAUGUAAAUACACUUGCAUGUCCUUUUUAUAAAUUCUUAGCUUUUAUAGACUUAUUAAAAAAGCAAAACCAGAAGUCUGUUUUAGAAGUAGUCUUUUGGUGCAGGGGGAAGAACGGGGUGGGAGAGCCAUCUUUUCCUCUAUUGUGUGGCUCUGUCUAAAUGAUUCAUACUACCUUUAUGUAUAUUUCCAUUUUUCAUACAACUUCAACUUAUGCACUCUAGCAACUAGAUUUUUUCCAGUGCUAGCUUUUGUUUAAAAUGCUUAAAUGACUAAAUAUAUAAUAACAAAAAAAU
Molecule: messenger RNA, 6208 nt
Organism: Calypte anna (Anna's hummingbird)
Lineage: Eukaryota; Metazoa; Chordata; Aves; Apodiformes; Trochilidae
Gene: ERCC6
Product: ERCC excision repair 6, chromatin remodeling factor
Exons: 20
Biological process (GO): transcription-coupled nucleotide-excision repair
Cellular component (GO): nucleus
Molecular function (GO): ATP binding; ATP-dependent chromatin remodeler activity
Source: RefSeq, a predicted model, not a curated record